Pichia membranifaciens NRRL Y-2026 is the source of this 384-nucleotide messenger RNA. RefSeq lists its product as hypothetical. Lineage: Eukaryota; Fungi; Ascomycota; Pichiomycetes; Pichiales; Pichiaceae. The coding region runs from base 1 to 384 and encodes 127 amino acids. The transcript has a single exon. The record is from RefSeq and is a predicted model, not a curated record.
AUGGUAGAGACGAAUACUCCGCAUUCUGAGUGGAGGAAGGAACGGCCUAGUUUGAGAGAUGAUCCGCAGACAUCAAUCAAAGUGGCAUAUGAGUGUGUGAAGAAAAUAUUAGAACUCGAUACAGAGAACGUGGUGAGUGACUUGAAUGUUAUGGAAAGUGUAAACAAUGUGUCAAUACUAAGAUUCAGAGAUUUAGAACUAUAUUGCUCAGAAAUGAAGGCUAAUAGUGAGAUUAUAAAGAAGGCUGAUGAGGAGCUAAAGAAGACAGUACCGAUGUUAGAUAAAAUCGAGCGGAAAAUCGACUCGUUGCACUCAAUAGUGUUGGAAAUGAACGAAUGGUCAAAAGAGCUUGAGGUAAAGAGCAAAUAUGCAUCAUCCAAAUAG